GGAAUGAGACCUACGGAAGUACUCCGUAAGCACAGUAAGGUAGUCGCGUGGCGUCGACUUACGAAUACAGAGGCCAACCUGUCCCUCCUUUCACACAUAGAUAAUAACAGGGAGUAUCCCAAUUAUGUGCUUUGUUUCUCUCUCUCUCUCCAUGAUCUUCCCCAUUUUUUUUCUGUCCCUCCGAUGUCUUGACACUUGUCAGAAGACUACGUGAUCCCUUCCGUAGUCCUUCGACCCCGUCUUCAAUCCCGGUCCUUCGUCAUAAGGCACACUUGAUCCGAAAACCAUGUCGAGAAAGGGAGAAGGGGCAUUGCGUCUCCGCCGCCGGCUCCCGUUGCGGCUUCGCAAGGCUAUCGAUACCGUCAGGGCGAAGACGAAAAACCUCUGCUCGCUCUGCGUUCAGCCGUUUCAGAGAAAUGACGCAAAUCGGAAUAUAUGCCGUAAAGGCGAAGGCACACCGGUGAAGCAGAAGGGUGGCCCAAGUGGAAAAAGGCUCCGGCGUCCGUUAAAAACUUUCCACCCUUUCCAGCGUCUACCCACCGAGCUACGGAUGCAGAUCUGGUCGCUAGCGAUACCGGAACGGGUAGUAAGCUUCGCCCAUCCAAGGAACGCCUGGGGCCGGUGGCGCCCCUUGGAUAGGGGGAUUCCCUUUGGACCACCCUUCGUGAUCAACACACUCAAGGGCUCUUUCCACACUAUUGCGCUACUUCGGGUGAACCGCGAGGCUCGUGCCGCCGCCAUGUGGUACCUGUACGGUCGGGGACCACCGCUGCCCCAAUCAAAGGGACAUGAACGACAUGAACAACAUGAAGGACAUGAAGGAGAAACGGCCCACUGGAAAAUUAAUGAGGAGACGAGUUGGGGCGGAUGGAAGAGGCAAUGGGACCCUGAGACGAGCCCGAAUCUUUUCAGUCCCAUGAACGACACGGCCGUCAUUCCAUUCCGUGACGCCAUUACAGUCGACGGGUUUGCUCAACCCAGGUUCGCGCCCAUCGUCCAUGCGCGGCGCAUAGCCCUGUUGGUGGAGGAGCCUGGGUUCCGACAUCGAUGUCGAUUGGAACGACUCGAUCCACUCUAUACUAUCACAAAACGCAGAACGUUCUUAAUCCGAGUAGCCGUGGCCCUGAUUUCCUGGUUGCCAGGGGGGGAAUGGACGCCACCAGUGCCUUCCCGAGACUUUGAUGACAUGCCGGUGAAGCUUGACCACCUCAAGGAGCUGGAGACGGUGACGCUCGUGUUUCGGAAGUACCGGAUGGGAUCGUCGUCUAAGCGGACGACGCGGACGAUGCCGGGCCCUCGGACACGAAUCGUGGCGUACGAACCCAAACCGGAGAGCCGGGAGGAAGAAGUCGAAACUUUCAGCGUAGAACGCUUGUUGGAAGAUAUUUUGCGAGCGAAUAGAGGCCUCGAGCGGUUCUACGGGCGGGCAGGGCCGGUAUUAGCGGUAAGGGAAAGUGAGGAGUUGGCAUCGUUCGUGGCUGGGACGGGCUUGCCGCCCGGGGUGCAGCUGCAGUUUGGUAAGAUCGAAGACCCUGAUGCUUGGAAAGACGAGAUGUGGUACAGAGGCCAGUUGGCGUUGCGCGUGUCGGCGUUUGUAUUCCUCAGACUGCCCGUCUAUGCUAUACUGGCACCGGUGUGGUCUGUUCUAGAUUGUUUUGGCCUUUGAGCAAGAGAAAAGAAAAAAAAGAAGAGAAGAGAAGAGAGAGAGAGAGGAUGUGUGAGGGUAAGGGCGGGUGGGGUGAUUUCUCGACAAAAGCAAGGUGCGAAAGGAGUAUGACGAAGGCAGCUGGACUUU
Sodiomyces alkalinus F11 is the source of this 1795-nucleotide messenger RNA. RefSeq lists its product as hypothetical. NCBI's taxonomy places the organism in Eukaryota, Fungi, Ascomycota, Sordariomycetes, Glomerellales, Plectosphaerellaceae. The record is from RefSeq and is a predicted model, not a curated record. Bases 287 to 1666 code for a protein of 459 amino acids. The transcript has a single exon.